This is a messenger RNA of Neogale vison (American mink), 954 nucleotides long. Its product is annotated as putative olfactory receptor 2B8. Gene Ontology annotation, molecular function: olfactory receptor activity; G protein-coupled receptor activity. The record is from RefSeq and is a predicted model, not a curated record. Gene Ontology annotation, biological process: G protein-coupled receptor signaling pathway. Lineage: Eukaryota; Metazoa; Chordata; Mammalia; Carnivora; Mustelidae. Bases 16 to 954 code for a protein of 312 amino acids. Gene Ontology annotation, cellular component: membrane. The transcript has a single exon.
AUGUGCUAACAGAGGAUGGAACAGAAGAAUGGCAGUUCUUUCAUGGGGUUUAUCCUGCUAGGGUUCUCUGACCGGCCUCAACUGGAGCUAGUACUCUUUGUGGUUCUCCUGAUCUUCUACCUGUUCACUCUGCUGGGAAACACCACCAUCAUUGCCUUGUCCCACCUCGACCCACAUCUUCAGACUCCCAUGUACUUUUUCCUCUCCAACCUAAGCUUCCUGGACCUGUGUUACACGACCAGCACUGUCCCGCAGCUCCUGGUUCAUCUCAGGACAGCAGACAAGUCUAUCUCGUUUGGUGGCUGUGUGGCUCAGCUCUUCAUCUCUCUAGGGCUGGGAUGCACGGAAUGCAUUCUGUUAGGGGUCAUGGCGUUUGACCGCUAUGCAGCCAUCUGCAAGCCCCUGCAGUACACUGUGAUCAUGCACCCCCGUCUCUGUGCCCUCAUGGCUUCUGCAUCAUGGUUCUUUGGUUUUGGCAACUCCUUAUUGCAGACAGUGCUCAUCUUCCUUUUGCCACUUUGUGGGAGAAAUAAAAUAGACCAUUUCCUUUGUGAGAUUCCUGCACUGCUCAAGCUUGCCUAUGUAGACACUACUGUGAAUGAGUCUGAGCUCUUCUUUGCCAGUGUGAUCAUUCUCCUCAUACCUGUGGCAUUAAUCAUCUUCUCCUAUGGUCAGAUCGUCAGGGCGGUCUUAAGAAUAAAGUCAUCUGCAGGGCAGAGGAAAGCGUUUGGCACAUGUGGGUCCCACAUCACAGUGGUCUCCCUGUUCUAUGGCACGGCCAUCUAUGCUUACCUCCAGCCCAGCAACAACUACUCCCAGGAUCAGGGCAAGUUAACUUCUCUCUUCUACACGAUCGUCACGCCCAUGGUCAACCCCGUCAUAUAUACACUGCGGAACAAGGAUGUGACGGGAGCAAUGAAGAAAGUGCUUUGCAGGGGCCAUGAUUCCAGAUGA